UCAACAAAUUAUCCAUGUUGUCUUUUAAAAACAUUUAAGUGUUUAAAUACAAACUUUAUGGGCAAUAGAAUAAAAAUUUCCAUGAAACCUAAUGAACCAAGUCAAUUAAUCCGCAAAUAGACAAACAAUAUGCCUAGAAGUGCGUGAGAGUACAAUUUUCUAUGUAGUUACCAGACCUUGUGACAAUCCCAGAGAAGCCCUGUCUCCUCCCUGCAUUUGUGGUUGGUGUACUUCCGUUCCUUUCUCUGUCUGAAUGAGACACGCGUCUGACCCUGUACCAGCCCUGGCAGCCGCCAGGUCGGCGACAAUCGCUGUCCAGAUUACCAGAGAAGCAAAAGUGUAAAAGAAUCCAACAAAGAGGGAAAAUAAAGUAAGAGGAGGAUAGAAACACACACAGCGAAAAGUAUAACAAAUACAAAAGUCAAAGUCUGACAGCUGGUUCAUUCUUCAAAUCCAUAUGGUGCAGCACUUGUUUUUCCACAGAGUGUGGGAUCCUGUCUGUUUUGUUAUUGUUGCGAGGAUAGUCCCCUCAAUCACUCCAGGACUGGAGCAGCUCCAGCUGAUAGUGCGCAGCCGAUGACGGGAUAUUGCUCGGUGGGAGGGGAGCAGAGAGUGAGACACUGUCGUGCUUCAACGCAGUCAGUGUGUGACAGCGAGCCAGCGGUGGAGAUGUCGGAUGACGACUCGAGGGCCAGCACCAGCUCCUCCUCGUCUUCAAGUUCUUCACAAGCAGCUGAGAAAGAGACGAGAAACAACAACGACAGCAUCACCGGCGGCGGCGGCAGCAGCGAUAACAACGGCGGCGGUGGGGGUGGUAGCGGCGGAGGGAGCAAGAGGAAAAGAGAAGCGAAGAACAACACCAUGAGCAAGAACCCUAAGCUACUCACCACCAGCGCCAAGAGAAUCCAGAAGGAGCUGGCUGACAUCACGUUGGAUCCACCACCGAACUGCAGUGCUGGACCAAAAGGCGAUAAUGUUUAUGAGUGGAGGUCAACAAUUCUGGGGCCUCCAGGGUCAGUUUAUGAAGGUGGCGUAUUCUUUCUGGACAUUGUAUUUUCAGCAGAAUAUCCUUUUAAACCACCCAAGGUGACUUUCAGAACAAGAAUCUAUCAUUGCAAUAUCAACAGUCAAGGUGUGAUUUGUUUGGAUAUCCUGAAGGACAACUGGAGCCCAGCACUGACCAUCUCCAAGGUUCUCCUGUCAAUUUGUUCUCUUCUAACAGAUUGCAAUCCUGCGGACCCUUUGGUUGGGAGCAUAGCCACGCAGUAUAUGACUAACAGGGCUGAACAUGACAGAAUAGCAAGACAGUGGACCAAGAAAUACGCCACAUAAACUCAUGGUUAUCAAUUCUAUCGACAUUUGUCUCCGAUGGAAAUGAGCUGCUUCUCAUUGAAUUGAAAAGGGGAAUGGGUUGGGAUGAAGGGGAGGGGAGGGGAAUGGGACAAGCAUUCCUAUUACAGGUUUUAAAUGCAACAGUCUUUUAUUUGCAUAAGUCUAGUCGGAACUCUUGAUGAGCUUUGUUAUUGUAGCUUAAACAAUAAACUAUUGAUCUCUGACAGUAGAUAGGAAAUUCACAUGGAAAAGGUUGAUGAUUAUGACAUAAUGGGUCAUGCAAGACACAGAUUUGUUACUGAACUAUUAAGUGAUACCUCUUUGCUGGUUUAAGUUUUAGUUGUCUGUGUUCACUGUGUAUGGUCAAAAUUUGAAGAUGCUUGUAACACCAGUCAAACUUGCAAGGGUUGAUAUUGUUGAAAAAUGUAAGGGAAAGCCACGCUAAAGACUUCCAGCAUUUUUUAAAACCCAAGAAGAGUGAUGACCAGAUACAACAGCAUUGUCUUUAUUCAGGGAAUAAGGAAUGAAUUGGCAGAAUAUUUGUAAUUACAGGGAACAGGUUUUAUUUUGCAGGGAGUGUGGGGGUGAAACCCAAAAUCCUUUUAAGUAACUGUUUUGCCUUAUUUGAAUUAGGGUCUCAAUUCAGUGUGUUUUGUGGACUAUGUAAUAGGGCAGUUUUUUUUUUACAUUAAUAUUAUACAACAUUAGGUCCUUUUUAAAAUGAUCAAACAUGUAACCUUAAAACAAAUUGAUUGAGGGUCUUGAGCCCCUGAUUUGUUUCAAAUUCUACAAUGCCUGUUUCAAAAAACAGUUUUGUCAGUGGUCAUGCUUUAGCCAGAUGAGAGUAUUGUAUUAAAAUAUCUUUGCUUUUUUUAAUGCAGAGUGUCUACAAAAGAAGAGUGCAUUUUAAUUUUGAUGUUUUAAGAUUUUAGAGAAUAUUAGAACUUGAGGAUGAGCUGUUUAAGUUCUGUCAAUUAUUGUUAAGACUUCAUUGGCCCCCAUCAUAUUGCAAAUUCAAAGAAUGUUGAUCUUUACCAAAGUUGUACAGUUACUGGUCUGUAACCACUGUAAUUCUGACUGUUUUCUUUGGGAAGUUAAAUUUAAAAUGUCAGUUUGUCAGCAACCACACAUUCUAAUUAAAAACACUGAUCAUGAAACUUUA
This is a messenger RNA of Rhincodon typus (whale shark), 2494 nucleotides long. Its product is annotated as ubiquitin-conjugating enzyme E2 E1. The transcript has 6 exons. Gene Ontology annotation, biological process: protein polyubiquitination. Bases 577 to 1332 code for a protein of 251 amino acids. The record is from RefSeq and is a predicted model, not a curated record. Lineage: Eukaryota; Metazoa; Chordata; Chondrichthyes; Orectolobiformes; Rhincodontidae. Gene Ontology annotation, cellular component: nucleus. Gene Ontology annotation, molecular function: ubiquitin conjugating enzyme activity.